AUGAUUGAAAGUAUUUCUAAAAUUGAAUCUAAGAUUAAUAAAGCAUUAAAUCUAGAUGCCAAAUUAUCUGCUAUUGUUUCUAAUAGUGCUCUAGCAUAUUCUGCUACUAUACAUGAACUUGUUUUGAAUAGUUUAACUCAAAGUUCAAAUGAUGAAUUAGAUCAACCUUUAACCAACUUAGAUAAACUUUAUCUUUCAUGA
Cetraspora pellucida is the source of this 201-nucleotide messenger RNA. NCBI's taxonomy places the organism in Eukaryota, Fungi, Glomeromycota, Glomeromycetes, Diversisporales, Gigasporaceae. The record is from the annotation of a GenBank genome assembly.